CAAGUCCAAGAACAAAGUGAGGAUACGAACUUAAUAGAUUUGCACCAUUCUUCUUCUUCUUCUUCUUCUUCUUCUUCUUAGAACUCUUUUGAAAAACCCAUGACAGUAGAGGCCAUCAGUAAUUGCCCAAAAUAUGUAGAGUAAGCGCCCUUUUGUGGAAUUUUGAAACGCAGCAGCCUUAUGGCAAUACUCUCGUCCUUGCGCCAUGCCAGACGUUCACAGUAUCGUUUUUUUCAAAGAUUCGAUAGACUUUCCUAAAAAAUGGAUUUUAUAUGGGAACCCAGUUGUGCCAAACAUCCCCUGCUGUCAAUGUGGUUAACAAGAGCUGUAUUGAAAGGAAAUUUACACAACAAAGUAAAGAAAGGUGCCCAUGAAGUUGAAACUUCAAGCAAGAAUGUAGAAAUGAGUACCUUAGAUCGAGCAUUAGCCAAGAGAUGCAAGGGACAUGGUGGGGACAUGACAAAACCCAACGAUGAAGGGGUGCUUGAGUUGGAAGAUUGCUCUGAAGAUGAGACGAGUUCCUUGAGUGGACUAUUCCACUGGCAAAUGGAGAACCAUGAGAAUGUUUUGGCAGCUAGUUGGCAAGGGAUUCUUACUACUGUGAAGUCAGAUUCUGCAGGAAGUAAGGAGGAAUUGCACAGUUCACCAAUCAACUACAUACUAAGGAAUGAGAAACCAAUGAUGUGGGUAGACGAAGAUGAUUUACACACAGUGAAUACCAUUUUGGAUGAGCGCGGGUCACUUUGUAUUGAUCAAGCUAAUCCACCAUCCCUCACAAAGUUUUUAAAAACAAUUGGAAAAUACUUGCAGUUCCCUCCACGAGUUGUUUUGGUUGGCGAUGUAAUACGUUUGGACGAUGAUAAGGUAGAUCUUGCUAGAAAAGAGCUGAGUGACAUGAUAUAUUCAGAAAAAGAUACAGUAAAGCGAGCAAGUCAUCCUGUCACCAAUAUUCUAAGCUCUUCAGGAGGCAUUUUGAAUGCAAGGGUUGAUGAUCUACAACUGUUAUCAAAGAAGCAUGAUACAUCAGCUAUAUUUGAAUUUAACAUAAGGUCGGUUAGUUAUCUCGAUAUUAUGGGGAAUGAAAAUGAAAUCAAUGUGAAGCUUAUCGACAUAACUCCCAUGGACCCUCUUUCACCUUUUUUUGAGCCACUACUUGAAGGGAUUAAUCGGAGUGAGGCAAGGCGCCGUGGUUUGAUGCUUUUUUGCUCUGUAUAUUUAAAUGUUAAUGCUAGGGAUGCUUUAAUGCUUUCUGUUGAUCGAAUGGGUUUUGAUUUGCUUGCCAAAGUUUCUUCUGCACUCAUGAAUGAUGCAUCAUCAUCCCAGUACCAGUGGAAAGAUUACAAUUUUUCAUUUGGAAGAGAAGUUGAAGAUAUUGAAACAUUUUGUCGACUACUUGCAAAGAUGGAAGAAGAAGCUCUGAAGAAAGUGUCAGGCAUUAUUAUAUAGUUCUCUUUUGUAGUUUUGAUCUGCUAUAAGUGUACUUAUAUCCUCUAAUUUACUCAAGAUCCACAAACCCAUAAAUUAGCUAUAUAGAACGGAUACAUGAGAAACAUGAUCCAGACAGUAUCUCUUUCUUGUCUGCACAUGCUUCAAGAAAUCUUCAUCCUCCCAGCCCUAUUAGGGAUUAGUAUCUUCAUGAAAAGGAUCUUUUCCAUUGUUAAAAUUAGUUUGGCUAUUAAAUCAUUUGUCUGUGGGAGAUCCUUAAGUUCGUACAUCUAUGGAUACAAAAUAUUUAUGUGAAAAGCUCAAAGUUGUUUGAAGCCCUAUUGGGUCAUUUACUCUUCUUAUCUUUGGUUAGACUGGAGAUGGAUCAUGUGGGCUUUUUAGUGGAUAUCAUUUAUCAUUUAUUACAGGACUACAAAUGAAUUUUGGAACUAUAUAUUCAAUUGGGAAGAGUACAUUUUGUUUUACAAAAGUCUAAAUUCCAUGGUGUUAUAGUAUUUGGAUUCUGAUUUGCUCUCCACUGUUACAAUCUUGCAAAUCUCCUAAAUUUUUGCAACCAGCUUAGUGGCUGAUUCUUGAGUUUGACUAAGAUCAUUUGUACCAAGAACAAACUCUAAAAGUGAGCUUGUUUCCAUCUUA
Cryptomeria japonica (Japanese cedar) is the source of this 2082-nucleotide messenger RNA. RefSeq lists its product as uncharacterized. The coding region runs from base 262 to 1446 and encodes 394 amino acids. Lineage: Eukaryota; Viridiplantae; Streptophyta; Pinopsida; Cupressales; Cupressaceae. The record is from RefSeq and is a predicted model, not a curated record. The transcript has 12 exons.